This is a messenger RNA of Scylla paramamosain (green mud crab), 2419 nucleotides long. Its product is annotated as suppressor of tumorigenicity 14 protein homolog. Gene Ontology annotation, biological process: proteolysis. The record is from RefSeq and is a predicted model, not a curated record. The transcript has 10 exons. Gene Ontology annotation, molecular function: serine-type endopeptidase activity. The coding region runs from base 136 to 2193 and encodes 685 amino acids. Lineage: Eukaryota; Metazoa; Arthropoda; Malacostraca; Decapoda; Portunidae.
AAGCAUGAACGCAGUAAAUGCUCCGCCCUUCAGAGCCUCCGGCAGGUGGUGGCAACACAUCCCGGGAAAACCCGCUGGGGAGAACGAGCAGGAGCUGGACAAGGGAGGGGAGACGAGGGAGGAGCGUGGCGACAGAUGAGAACCAGUGGGCUGCUACUGACGGUGCUGGUGGUGGCAGGGGGAGCAUGGGCCCAAUCCCAGCAGCAGCAGCACCAAGAGUACUUCACCUGUGCUCCGAAUGAGAGGUGCGUGUACUGGGCUUAUUGCUACGAGGGUUCCCUCAACACGGGCGGUAUCGGUCUGAUCGACCCCCGCACACCCGCCCCCAUCCCCAGCAACAUCACCGACGCCCGCCCGUGUGAGAGUGUAGGGAGACUGUGCUGCGUUGACCCUGACUACGUGCCCGCUGAGCCUCAGGUCCAGUGUCCUCUCCAUCACCUGUGUGUACAGAAGGCGCAGUGCAUCAAUGGCGAAAUAAACACCUCUGGCAUUGGCCUCAUCAACCUGCGUAUCGGAGGCUCGGCGUGUGUGAAUCCCGAUUACAAAGGUGUAGAGGCAGAGUGUUGCAAGCGACCUGGCCCGCUGCCUCUGGUCACCUGCCCUUCUCCCGAGCAGACCUGCCGCCUCUCCUAUGAGUGUGACGUGAGCACCGGCACGUACGACGACACCGUGAGCUGUUACGUGGACGCGGCGUCCGGCCUGGAUGGCGUGUGCUGCUCCCCGCCAGUGCAGACGCAGUGCUCUCGUGGCCGUGUGUGCGUGACUCGGCAGCAGUGCAAUGAGCAAGGCAACGUGAUUACUGACGGUGCCGGAAACCUUGAUGUUAGGAUCCUUGACAGGUGUGACCUGGGUGGUGGCGCGACGGGCGUUUGCUGUAACGAGCCCCCACCCGUGGAACCCCCUGUGGAGCAGUGCUCGCAGCCCAAUGCUGUUUGCACCCCCACUGGGUACUGCGCAUCGGACUCCCUCUCAGCCCCCAACGGUUACACAGAGACUUGUUACCGCACUGAGGGCAGUGGCGCCGUGGGUGAAUGCUGUCUGCAGACGCCUCUCCUCACUUGUCCCGCCGACCACACAUGUAAUCUGGCCCACCAGUGCGCAGAGACCCCAGCCGUCCUCACUGAUAAGCCAAGCUGUCAGCUGAACCCCGAACUGGUGGGCGUGUGCUGCACCAAGAAGUCUGAGCCCCAGAUUAUCCUGGACGUGUGUCCCAGUGACUCUGUGUGCUUGCCGGAGGUUCUGUGCCAGGGCAGCAGCAUCCAGACCACUGACGUGCGCACCCACUGUCGCCUCAGUGGUACUGGAUAUUCCGACCCCGGAGUCUGCUGCGCUAACAUCAUCACAGAUCCCGGAGUCCCCAGCCUGGAGUGCGGCGUGGGAAGUCCCGAAAUCGACACCCGCAUCAAAAACACUAACCUUGCUAACAGACAAGCUCGGUUUGCAGAGUUCCCGUGGAUGGCUAUCGUCUUCUUCAGGAACCAGACCUACAAGUGCGGAGCUUCGGUGAUCGACGACCGUUGGAUUCUCACUGCAGCGCACUGCGUGAAUGGUUACACUCCCUACGAGCUGAGGGUGCGCCUUGGAGAGUACCAGGUGGACGUGUUUGACACUCUGUACCCUUAUGAAGAUUACGAUCUGGCCAGGAUCGAAAUACAUCCUGACUUCAAUCCGAAGAACUUGCACAAUGAUGUGGCUGUGCUAGAACUGACCACACCAAUCACCUACCGGUACCACAUCAACAGAGUCUGUCUCCCUCCUCCGGACAGAGUCCACGCGUAUGGCACAGAGUGCAUUGCCACUGGAUGGGGCAAAGAUGCCUUCGAUGGCGGCAAAUUCCAGGUCAUUAUGAAGAAAGUUGCCCUCCCGGUGGUUCCCUCUGACCAGUGCCAAGAAUUGCUGAGAAAAACCAGGCUGGGAAAAUUCUUCAUACUGGAUAAGUCUUUCGUGUGUGCUGGAGGCGAGGCCGGCCAGGACGCGUGCACUGGGGACGGCGGCGGCCCCCUCAUGUGCAGGAACCCCACCACUGGCCAGUACGAGAUUUACGGCAUAACAGCGUGGGGCAUUGGUUGCGGCAUCGAGGGCAACCCUGGCGUGUACGUGAACGUACCUUACUUCAUUGACUGGGUGUACGGCAUCAUGCAGGCCACACCCGAGCAGCAACAGCAGCACAACGCAGGACCUUACGCCAAAUGAGCUCUGCAUGUCGCCGCGGAAGAACUGAUUUUAACUAGCUCUUAACUUUUCUAAGGCAGUACCCAAAAUGCAUUCUGUGAUAUGUUGUUUGUAAUACUUGCGUCAGUAAGAAAUAUUUAGAAACAGUCCUGGGCAGGAACUGUUCGCUGGCGGAUUGCCGAGUCACUGAUUUAUGUAGAAUCUUUUAAUUAAACCUUCAGGAAAUAAAAUCGUCUGUUACUUCAUA